AUGAAACUUAAAUUUUUGACUGAUGAAAAAGCUAUUAUUGAAAAUGAAAAACAGUUACAUCACAGGAAAUCUGAAAAAGCCAGAGAAGGUAUGAAAUUAGAUGCUACAGAAGCCAAACUAAACAAUAAUAUUACAUGCAUUGCAUUUGAUUUAAUGAAGACGUUAGCAACUCCCAUUGUUUCCACUGGAAUAUGCUAUUACAAAAGACAGUUAUGGACUUAUUGUCUUGAAGAUCUAUGA
Macrosiphum euphorbiae (potato aphid) is the source of this 240-nucleotide messenger RNA. NCBI's taxonomy places the organism in Eukaryota, Metazoa, Arthropoda, Insecta, Hemiptera, Aphididae. The record is from the annotation of a GenBank genome assembly.